Molecule: messenger RNA, 2247 nt
Organism: Cephus cinctus (wheat stem sawfly)
Lineage: Eukaryota; Metazoa; Arthropoda; Insecta; Hymenoptera; Cephidae
Product: calcineurin subunit B type 2
Exons: 5
Coding region: 322-834 (170 amino acids)
Molecular function (GO): calcium-dependent protein serine/threonine phosphatase regulator activity; calcium ion binding
Source: RefSeq, a predicted model, not a curated record
ACUGACAGUUUAUUUUGGAACGUAGCUUGUGUCAUUUAUGUAUUUUCUCACUUUUUCGCUUAUAAAAAAAAAUUCCCAAUGCAAAAUUUGGACAUUCGGGUGUUGAAAUAUUAUCAUUUCCUAAUAAUAAUAAUAAUGGACACGACUCAAUCCAUAGUUUUGUCCAACGGCUCGACUACUUUGGACCAAUUGUGAGCGAGGUUAACCAUUUAUGGCAGCGCAGACUGGCGCAGACGUUCUGGCACGCGAGCAAAAAGUUGCAGAUCAAUUUUGACGUUUUCAACGAAUUUUACUGAAAAAAUUAAUAAUACCUAACGCACUAUGGGAAAUGAGAGUUCACUGCCAAUGGAGUUGUGCUCCAAUUUCGAUGCCGAUGAAAUCAGGAGACUUGGCAAACGCUUUCGCAAACUCGAUUUGGAUAAUAGUGGAGCACUCAGUAUUGAUGAAUUUAUGUCCCUGCCUGAACUUCAACAGAAUCCUUUAGUUCAGCGUGUGAUUGACAUUUUUGAUGCAGAUGGAAAUGGUGAAGUUGAUUUUAAGGAGUUCAUUCAGGGGGUUUCACAAUUUAGUGUAAAGGGCGAUAAGGAAAGUAAAUUGCGAUUUGCCUUCAGAAUUUAUGAUAUGGACAAUGAUGGGUAUAUCAGUAAUGGAGAGCUCUUUCAAGUGCUUAAAAUGAUGGUGGGAAAUAACCUGAAAGAUACACAGUUACAACAAAUAGUUGACAAGACGAUCCUCUUUGCUGAUAAAGAUGAGGAUGGCAAGAUUAGUUUUGAAGAAUUUUGCUCGGUGGUUGGCAAUACAGACAUACAUAAGAAGAUGGUUGUUGAUGUCUAAUGAAUCAAAAGGAGUGUGAACAUAUAUGUAAAAACUUUAAAGGAAGCUAAAUGGUAAAAUAAUUUUCUCUUGAUAACUUCAUUAUUGAUGACAGAUUUAUCGCAUAACCGUAGAAGUUGUGAAAUAGAACGUAUGUGCGAAAAUCGCAAUUUCACCUUUAAAAUUUCUUAAUCUCGAUGUUUAUUCUUGUUAAAACUUCUAUCGACGGCCCACAUUUACCUUUAAGUUCUUUAUAUUACCAAAUUUAGGUACUUGUGACGAGGUAUAUGCAAAAACAAAUUUUCCCUAUAAAUUCAUUAUUUACUUUAUUGUGAUUUAUAAAAAUAUAAAAUGCAUUAAAAGUGUAAAAGGAUUUUAAUGAGCAUAUAUUUGAUACAGGUCCGCGAGGUGCCUGGGUAAAUUUUCUGUAGACCUUGUACCUCUUCUUCUUCAUCUCUUUUAUGGCUUUGAAUCGCCUUUAUGGGGAUGAAGUGUUAGUGGGCCGCGUUAUUGCUUUCUUCUGAGAUCUGCAUUUCUGUACGCCCAUCUUGUAUUCGAAGCGAAUUCGCCCAGGCACUUGUGGUAUAAUGCAGAGAAUUAUUGAAUGCGGUUUGUCGAACUUCCCCUAUAGUAUGGUUUUGAUUAAAUAUAACGAUUUAAACGGAAGAAGCUAAAUCUGUCAAUCGUUGAUUCUAUGAAGAGUGGAAAGCGGAAUUAACAAAACGACCAGGAUUUAAAGAGAAGAGAACCGUAUGUUAGCUAGUCGUGUUAAUCGUCCUGUCUCCCUUUUUUUUUUGUCAAAUUCCUUUUCUAAGUAUCCAGUCGUCUAUCAACAUUGUUCCCUGAUUACCUUUAAUAAUUAGCCGAUCGCUUAACUUACUCUCAGCAUAAGAGCUUGCCGUCAGCACUUCGUUGUCCAACUGUAUUCCGAUUAUGGCGGGCCUCUUGUGCUGUUGUCCCUGCACGGUCCUUCGAUUUUAUCAUUGAGAAUUUGCAUUGAAGGCUGACAAAACUCUCAGCAAACACCGUCAACAUCUGGUUUCGCAUGAGUUUUGAAAAAAACAAGUGAAAUUACAAUAACACGUUGCUGCCAGUCGUUUAUCAUGCUUGCGAUGAAUAAGUAUAGUCAGAUUUCAACUAAAUUGUCUUGAAAGUUUAAAUAAAUCAGCAAGCGUGUGAGAAAAAAGAGAAAGAGGAAAUUUGUAUGAUCGUUCGAAUCGUGGUGCCUAUGAAACGGAGGUCGAAUUCCAUUCUGUCGUUUAGUGCACAAAAGACUGAGAAAGUAUUAUCGAUGGAGGGAGGACUCCUUUACGACUUUCGGGUAUACGAUUAAUGCCGAUCGAAUUCUUCACGUGUGCUAUUUCGUUAAUAACAUAAUUACCUGAAUUAUUAUUAUUAUUAUUACAACAUACUAUUAAAUAUAUUAAUAUUAAA